This is a messenger RNA of Mobula hypostoma (lesser devil ray), 7648 nucleotides long. RefSeq names its product receptor activity-modifying protein 3-like. NCBI's taxonomy places the organism in Eukaryota, Metazoa, Chordata, Chondrichthyes, Myliobatiformes, Myliobatidae. Gene Ontology annotation, cellular component: membrane; signaling receptor complex; cell surface. Bases 255 to 770 code for a protein of 171 amino acids. Gene Ontology annotation, molecular function: coreceptor activity. The record is from RefSeq and is a predicted model, not a curated record. Gene Ontology annotation, biological process: protein localization to plasma membrane; regulation of G protein-coupled receptor signaling pathway; calcium ion transport. The transcript is spliced from 4 exons.
CAUCGAGCGCAAAAACAACGCACCGCUGCUGUGUUAUUUGAUUUUAUAUUCAAAUAAAAACUCACAGAGCAGAGCUCGAGAAUUGGGGAAGUCGCUGCAUUUCUGCAGCGAGCGGAGACCCUGGUGUUCGAAGUUGGGACAAACUUGCCCGAGCACAGGCAGCCCGCCUGGGACUGUGUGCGAGGUGGACCGAGCGACAGGGAGUGUGCUGAAAGACCAGACCUGUCCCUAUUCAAUGCAGCCGGCUCAUCGUGAUGGACAGAGAUGCCGUGCUUCUUGCGCAGCUCCUGGCUUUCGCCGUUUUGGGUAGUAAUUUGUUGACCCCUGGUCUUGCAGCCAAUGACCUUACAAACUUGCAUGAUCAAUUACAAUCAAACCAAUCAGAUGAAAAAAUUGUAAGGAUCUGCAAUGUGACAGCUAUGCUCGAAAAAGUAUACUUAUGUGGAUAUCUGUUUGAAAACCAACUCAAUGAAAUGAAUUCCAGUGACUGGUGCAACUUCACCCUCAUUGCAGACCAUUACAGUACAUUCUCAUUCUGCAUGGAGCUUUCAGCAGAAAGUGUUUAUUGCUACUGGCCGAAUCCUCAACUGGAAACCUAUGUAAUUAACAUGCACAAAUUAUUUUUUUCAAACUGUACUUCAGAAAUCUUAAUUUUUCAGGACCCUCCUGAUAACAUCCUCUGUAUCCUCAUCGCAGUUCCUAUCUGUCUAACUAUCGUAAUGAUAGCUGUGGUGGUGUGGUGCAGUAAGAGGAGUGAUAUACUGGUGUAGAUUUAAAGAAGAAUAUUGCACUUCAGUAUGAAACUGUUCUUUUAAGUUAAUGUGAUCUAAGUCAAUUCCACUGACAAUGUGUUGAUCAAUAAUCAUCAUCUUUAGUUGUAAGAGGACAAGGGCCAGUGAUAAUCACAGAACUGUAAAGUCAAUGGCCUGCAACAAAUAUAUUUUAAAACAUGAGCCCUAUUGGGGAUUCAGCUGUCUGAUGUACAGAAAGAAAAAGGAUUGAAUGCCCCGCUCUACUAUGGACUCCAAUGUAAUACAUCAAGCAAAGUACACAGUGACUCAGCGGCCGAGCUCAUUACAUUCUCCAGUCAUCAUGAAUGACAAUUGUAAUUAUCUCAGAUCUCCUGUACAAUAAACUAUGAACAAGUCAGGAGGGACUUUUUUGCGAUAAUCUAAUGAAGAAGAUACCAACACUUGUUGAAGGAACCUUUCUCAGUCCACUAUAGGAUAAAUUCUUGGAGCUGACGGGUGUGGAGCAGCCACCAGGAAGGAUGUUGAGAAGAAUGAAAGGAAAUGCGCUGACUGUAAUUUCAUCAGGAGUGGUACGGGAACAGACAAGACCUCUGCAUUUCUUAAACUCUUUAUUAUGACUUAAAAGUAAAUACGCUGCUCAUCUCUGCCCAGUGUAAUUUGCAUGGAAGAAACAUGAUCAUGGACAAAAUGUGAUGCCAUUAAGAACUUUAUGUUACACAACUAAUUCAAACUGGAUAAUUGUUACUGUAGAACGAGCAAUUGGCAGAAUACAGAAGCUUCAGCCCAUUCUGAGAUCGCUGUGAUACAAGUAGAUGUGAAGAUUGCUGAGUGAUGUCCUACUUUCUGUCUGAAACGUCAAACACCAAUUUUUAUAUAUUUUAAACUGAUGACCUUGUCAGACAAUGGCAGGAAAUUAGUGUGUUCCACUUAAAGCUAAAAUGUGCCUUUUUUGGCAGGUCCCAGGACAUAAUCCAUACAACUUCAAAACAAAUGUGUUAACAUGCUUAGUGAUUACCAUAGUAAUUUUUAAGGCAUUUUAAAAAAUUGCCCAGAAAACUGUGGUUAAAUUAUGUUAGUUGUUAAAGUCAUUGGCUGGCAGCAGAAAUAUGUUGAAACUGUGGACCAUAUUAUAGAAACAAUGGGGUGUAAAUAACUCAGUAACAGAAAGCUGAACCUCAAGGAGUUUAAUGAAUGCAAUCUGUAACUUACUCAAAUCUCCAUUAUAGUAAGUUACAAGGACAUAUGCCAGAAAGGACAAUUGUAAAAAGAAAUCUUUAACAGCCUCUGAGGAAAUGUUUCUCAGUAUAUCCAACUGUGAUUUUUGCUGUUGAAUUCUUCAUUAUAUAUAGGGACUUUGUAGAGUUACCUAAUUUAAAUGGCUCUAAUUAGACAAAGCUGCCAUUCUUGGGUACUUGCCUUCUAAUGGAGGCUGCAUAUUGCUGUACAAACAGCCAGGUUCUUUGUAAGGAGUCCAAGAUUUCUCAUAAUACAAGCUGCACCUCUGCCAUUCGGAAAAUAGGACCUGUCAUUGAUUGAAUGUUACACAACAGCUGGGAUGUAGGAAAUCUUCCAACGAAACAGUCCCUGAUCUGGCUCUGAUCCUACUCUACCACAUCAGUGUUCUUGUCUAGGACAACUGGAGGAACUACCAUCCCAUUGAGACUAUUAAGAAAAACAGGGAAUUGUUAGACCCCAGGUCUCAAAGAGUUCACCAAAUUCUCAAUUUCCUGCUCAACUUCAGUUGCUACAAUGAAUGCAGUGGAAUUUCACAAAAGGCCAAGGCUUUUGGUGCUUCUAACUUUUGUGUAAAAGAAAAUUGGAUGUCCUAUGGGUGAGAGAAUUGGCUGCUGCUUACAAAAUUUAGAAGAGGUUUUAUGUGUUUCUGUCCCAAAUUAUAAAUUAUUUGGGGGUAUAAAAGGUAUCUGUAAUUGUGGAAAGUAAGAUUUCAAGUUAUUUGUGAGGACAUAUUCAUGAAGUUUUAUUUGAAUUUCCCAUCUGUGCUGACUUGGAGUAGGACACAGAGGUUUAUUGAGAGGGAAGACCAGAGUCUCUUGUGCUCCAUUCCAAAGAAGUCGUUUGGCAAAAAGCAUCCUUCUUCAAAAAGUAAUACCUACAGAUUAGAUCAACAAAAUAUACCUAAGAAUAAUAUAUAUUUUAAUAUUCAUUAAAAAUUUAUUUAAAUAUACUUCAGUCCAUAUUGGAUUAGAAAUCCUUAAAUAUUGAAAACAAAAUUUGCUUAUUUUCUAUUUUAAGAAACAACUAUUUUAAAUACUCAAUAACCAUGGAGAGUGGACUAACUGGCUUCUAUGUCUAAAAUCCAAGUUGCACAGAACAAAAUGAUGUAUGAAAUUGGACUACCGUUAAAAUUCAGUGCUACAUUCUGAUCUAAGCAAUAUAAAUUAUGUUAGUGUAUUACUGCUAAAGAUAUCUUUUCAAAUUGACAACAGCAUAUUUACGACUGACUUAAGUUAUAAUAGUUGGAAAGAGACUACUGUGUAUCUUCCAUGACUAAAAUGAUUGCUUCCCUAUCCUUUAUUAGUUGGCCUUUACUUCAGCCCCUUCAUGAAUCAAAUCACUGGUUUCUGGACCUCUGCUGGUGGUAUUCUUGCUGAGUAUUUCUAUUGUUCCGAGUGAGAUUAUUGAUGGGUGUUGACAGUAAUUUGAAUCCUCAACAUGAACAAUGUUGUAAUGUUACUAUGAACCCUGGAGUGGUGGUAUAUUCCUCCAUUGCUGGAAUCUGGCCUCUCUUUCAUUUAUAAACAAGAAUAUGUAAGCAUCACUUUUCUGCAAAAGUUCAAAAGAUAGCAAUAGGAUAUAAUCUACUUUAAACUUGACCUGAAAUAUUUUGUCUAGGGCAGAACCGACUUGAUCCUUCCAGGGGGAAGAGGAGUUACAUGUGGGAGAGGGUGGAUAAUGCUGACUUUAGUCUUCUUUGUAGCUGAGAAUAAAAGAGAUUUCAGGAUAGUCUUUAACAGAUUUACACAACACUGCUCAGUGGUGAGGGAUUCAGUUCACUAAAUGGAUAUUCAAAUAUACUUCCAUUUCCAUGAUUGUCUGUCUUUCCAUUUUUUUGUCUAAGCUAUAUGUACGAUGCUUGGAACAAACAAAAAAAAAUUCAGGUUUUUAGUAAGGUUCACCUGUAGUUGACUGUUGGAAGCCAUUUAGCCAAUCUAAUGGAAAAGGUUAUAUCAAUCUCAGUCAUGAUAAGUAGAGUGAGUGCUCACGGUAAGAUGAACACACAAAAUGCUAGAGGAACUCUCAGUCAGGCAGCACCGACGGAGAGAAAUGGACAGUUGACAUUUUGGGUCGAGAACUUUCAUUUGCACCCUCUUGCGUCUCUGUUUUGCUCCUUGAUUGCACAGUUACUUCGGGUACAUUCGCUUCAAAGAAUUUUUCCUCCUCUCUUCAAUGGGGUCCUGUGAGACCCUCUGUCACUGCAUCUCCUCCCCCCCCCCCGUGAUUUCUGCUGCCCUCCUGCUCUUUGGCCAUGUGCUCAUUGGGACUCACUACCACACCACAUGUCCUUCCUCAGUACUUCUCUCCACUGGUACCUUGGCCUGCGUGGCUUCCAGCUCCAAUUUAAGGAAUAUUAGGAAUUUAUGUUCCGUUCAUUGCUUCUCCCUAUGUAUUACCCUCGGUAUUCUAUGUGCUACCCUCAUGGCUAGGAGUUGGUACCUUCUUCCCCUCUCUUUUUCCCUCCCACAGUUCCAGGUCUCUUUGUCCAACACUUGCUGAGGACCUCUCUGCCACCUCACCCUCUUCUGGAUCCAUGCAUUUAACCAGCCAUUCUCCUUCCUUGAGUACAUGAAGGCCUGCAAGCUUGCCUACCUUCAGGCUGCAACCCUUGACAUUGCCACUGGGUCCUGCUGUUCUUCCUCCACCACAGAACAUGCCACCACUCUCCACCCUCCCUGGUUCCUCACACUACCCCCAACUGCUCAUCCUCCCAUCACUCAUCUUCCCACCCCCUCACCUUCCCUGAUUCAGUACCUUACUGCCCUCUUCUGAUCCUGUGCUUGAUCUCAGCCCUAAUUUCUUCCAUACCUUCACCAUUCCCUUUGAUAGAGACAUAGAAAACCUACAGCAUGAUACAGGCCCUUCGGCCCACAAUGCUGUGCCAAACAUGUACUUAGUUUAGAAAUUACCUUGGGUUACCCAUGGCCCUCUAUUUUGCUAAGCUCCAUGUACCUAUCCAGGAGUCUCUUAAAAGACCCAAUUGUAUCUGCCUCCACCACCGCCACUGGCAGCCCAUUCCACGCACUCACCACUCUCUGCAUAAAAAAAAUUUGCCCCUGACAUCUCCUCUGUACCUACUUCCAAGCACCUUAAAACUGUGCCCUCUCAUGCUAGCCAUUUCAGCCCUGGGAAAAGCCUCUGACUAUCCACACGAUCAAGGCCUCUCAUCAUCUUAUACACCUCUAUCAGGUCACCUCUCAUCUUCCGCUGCUCCGAGGAGAAAAGGCCAAGUUCAACUCAACCUGCUCUCAUAAGGCAUGCUCCCCAAUCCAGGCAACAUCCUUGUAAAUCUCCUCUGCACCCUUUCUAUAGUUCCUGUAGUGAGGUGACCAGAACUGAGCACAGUACUCCCAAGUGGGGUCUGACCAGGGUCCUGUAUAGCUGUAACAUUACCCCAAGAGCCCUCUGAUCCUCCACACUGCCAGCAGUCUCACCAUUAAUACUAUAUUCUGCCAUCAUAUUUGACCUACUAAAAUGAACCACCUCACACUUAUCUGGGUUGAAGUCCAUCUGCUACUCCUCAGCCAGCCCAGUUUCGCAUCCUAUCGAUGUCCAUUUAACCUCUGACAGGUCUCCACACUAUCCACAGCACUCCCAACCUUUGUGUCAUCAGCAAAUUUACUAACCCAUCCUUCCACUUCCUUAUCCAGGUCAUUCAUAAAAAUUACAAAGAGAAGGGGUCCCAGAACAGAUCCCUGAGGCACACCAGGGUGACUGACAUUAAUGCAGAAUAUGACCCGUCUACAACCACUCUUUGCUUCUGUGGUCCAGCCAGUUCUGAUUCACAAAGCAAGGCUCCCUUGGAUCCAAUGCUUUGUGUUCUGCCACAAUGUAGAGCCCCUCUUCCAUUGCCUCUAUUUCUUCAGCAAGGGUUUCCCACAAUCCCACUUAUGAUCCUUCCUUGCACCUCAAACUCUCCACCUGUUAUGCUCCUCCUUCUGACCGUUCCCUCUCUAUUAACCUUUUCAUUUCUAACUACCAAUUGUCCUGAGUUCUUCACUCCUCUCAUUUACUCCAACCUCACCCCCUCCACAGCAUCCAAGCUUAUAAUUUUCUAACCUGAAAUGCCCGCUUCUACUUCCAGCCUAAAAUCCAUAAACAAGACUGCAUUGCUAUGGCCGUUGUUUUCAUCUGCUCUUGCCCCACUGAACUUAUUUCCUCAUACAUUAACUUCAUGUUGACCCCCAUCCAUAUGCUUGCCACCCACAUCUGGGAUGUCUCGUGUACUUCCUUUGACUUCAAUAUUUUACAAUUCACUGGCUUCCACUGCCUCAAUAACACCAUGUUCCCAUAUACUCCUAUACCCUGUCAGGAAAACCCUGGCACUCUCUGUUUCUUACUAUAACACCCACUUAACCUGUUCCCCUCUACCAACACCCUCCUUUAUCGGUAUUGGUAUUGGUUUAUUAUUAUCACGUGCCAAGAUAUAGUGAAAAGUUUGACUUGUAAGCUGUCCAUGCAGAUCAAAUCAUUGCACAGUGCACUGAAGUAGAUUGAAGCAAAAUAAGAAUGCAGAACAAAGUGUAAAAGCUAUAGAGAAGGUGCAGGGCAGGGAAGCCAUAAGGUGCAACAUCUUAGCGAGGUAGACUGGGAUCAAGAGUCCAUCUUAUUGUACAAGAAUUUGAUAACAGUGGGAUAGAGAUUGUCCUUUAGCAUGGACUUUCAGGCUUUUGUAUCUUCUGCCCAAUGGGAGAGGGAAGAAGAGAGAAUAUCCAGAGUGGGUGCAUCAAUAAAAACUGGUAAGGGUCAAUGAGGACAUGACAAAUUAUUUUAGCUGCCUGAGGAAGUAGAGGCCUUGGAUGGCAGAACUUGUGCUUACCCUUAAAUAUCAGUCCAGAUGAAGGGUCUCAACUCAAAAUGUUGAUUGUCCCAUUUCCCUCGUCCUAAUUCACUGAAUCCCAUCAGAUUUUAAAUGUUGCUCCAGAUUCCAGCAACAACAUGAUAAGGUGCCUACAAACAAGAAAUUGCUAAAGGUAUUUCCUUUGGUUUUAUCUCUUAAUUUCACUGCUGAAUUGGAAAGAGCACAGAGAUAUCUGGUGCUGUGCUCCACUUGCAGAGCUUGAAAAUGUCUCUUUUUUGUAAUUACCAUUAAAGUAGUAUUUCUCCAAAUAUAUUACAACUCUGUUCAUGAAAGAAACCAGUACGUGAUUAAGUAUGUGACAGUGCACAUAAUGUUUGAGGUCAUAACAUACUGAAAUUUAAAAAGAAAGUUUGAGAAUGAUCUAUGUAUAUGUUACCUUCUAUAUUAAAAAAAUGGUCAGAAAUGAAGCCCAGUAUUUGGAAAUUAACAAGAAAGCUGGAAUAUGUAAAAAGAGAUGCUGUGCAUCCUUAAUACUCAACAUUUCAAAAUACUGUCCAAAUUUAAGUAGUCCAUUGAAAUAGUGAAAAUCCAGCUUUGGCUUGGUUCAGCUUUAUAUUAUUUACAAUGGAAUUUUGGAAUAAAAUGGGAAUUGUUGAAAAACAUGGAAGAGUUUGCAUUUUUCAUUUUAAAAUGUUAUAAGUACUGUAUUCCAAGAAUGUUGCUUUGAAAAAUAAAUACAUAGUAUCCACAUUUCAUGAUAUUUAUUUAUUUAGAGAUACAAUGCAGAUUAGGCCCUUGCUGCUCUUUGAGUCACACCGCCCAGCAGCCCCUGAUUUACAGUGCCUACAAAAAAUAUUCA